AUGUCUGACGAGAAACAUUCGGAACCCGCCACCACGGCGAAUCCCUCACCGGAGCCAGAGACCGUUGUCGACGAGAAGCCCAAAGCCGAGCCCAAGAGCAGGGAAUUCUACCUGACCCUCCUCGCCAUCGGUGUCACGACUGUUCUUUCGGCCCUCGAUCUCACUGCCCUCGGUACCGCCCUUCCCACUAUCUCCAAGGCUUUGAACGACACACACGGCGAGUUCGUAUGGAUUGGUGCUUCUUACGCGUUGGCGAGCACGGCCUUCAUUCCGUUGAUGGGUAACUUGGCAGAUGCCUUUGGUCGUCGUCCCGUCGUUUUGUCCAGUAUUGCUUUCUUCGCUCUCGGCUCUGCGUUGUCUGGUGCUGCUCAAAACAUGACCUGGUUGAUUGGUGCCCGUACCGUCCAGGGUGUCGGAGGUGGUGGAAUCCUCGCCCUUUCCGAAAUCCUCAUCGCCGAUCUCGUCCCUCUCGCUGAACGAGGAGCGUACCAAGGUUUCCUCGCCCUCGUCUGGUCAAUUGGUUCCUGCAUAGGUCCCCCGAUCGGUGGAGCUCUUGCCAACGUUGACGGAAAGGCCUGGCGCUGGCUCUUUUGGCUUAACUUGCCUCUUUGCGGCAUCUCCUUUGUCCUCGUCGCCCUCUUCUUGCACGUGCGCACUCCCCCGGGCAGUCUCGCCAGCAAGCUGCGCCAGGUUGACUGGAUCGGAAAUAUCAUUGUCGUUAUUGGCUCUGGUCUCGUCAUCAUUGCUCUGACCUGGGGUGGUGUUGCCUACAAGUGGAACUCGGCCCACGUUCUCGGCCCCCCUCAUCCGUAUGGUGUCAAGGACCCCGUCCGCCCAACGACGCCAUCAGACAUCGUUAGCAACCGCACUUCCCUUGGCGGUCUCAUUUCCACGGCCAUCCACGGUCUCGUCUCAAUCGCGCUCAUCUACUACCUCCCGGUCUACUACCAGGCCUGCUUCGGUGCCUCGCCCAUCCGCUCGGCCGUUGACUUCCUGCCGUCUGGUCUCUUGACUGCGCCGUUCGCGUUCUUCGCCGGUGUUGCCACUGCCAUUCUCAAGAAGUACCGCCCAGUCCAAUGGUUCGCCUGGGUCUUCUGCGUUUUCGGCUACGGUCUCUUCAGCUUGCAGCGAGCUGACUCGCCCCAACACUUGUGGCUCGGUCUCCAGAUUCCUCUCUGUGUUGGUUUGGGUAUGCUGUUCUCUUGCCCUGUGUUCCCCAUCUUGGCUCCCCUGCACCCCUCGCGCGCCGCCUCUGCUCUUGCUCUCUGGACUUUCACCCGCUCCUUCUUCCAAGCCUGGGGCAUUGCCAUCGCCGGCACUGUCCUCCAGAACGAGCUCGUUGCCAAGCUCCCCACCGAGUUCACAAGCCAAUUCCCUGAGGGCACCGAGAUCGCAUACGCCGCCAUCCCCUUCAUCCGCACCAUGACCGACCAGACCCUGAAGAAGGCCGUCCAAGUCGCGUUCGCCGACUCGCUCCGCGUCGUCUGGCUCGUCAUGUGCGGCAUCUCCGGCAUCGGUCUCCUUUCCUGCCUGCUCCUCCGUGAAAUCCCGAUGAACACCAACAUCGACGAGACCUACACGCUCAAGGAGGCCAAGCAGGCCAAGGUCGAGGACGUGGAGGCACCUGUAGCAUAA
Mycena indigotica is the source of this 1635-nucleotide messenger RNA. Its product is annotated as Iron permease. Bases 1 to 1635 code for a protein of 544 amino acids. The transcript is spliced from 7 exons. The record is from RefSeq and is a predicted model, not a curated record. Gene Ontology annotation, biological process: transmembrane transport. Gene Ontology annotation, molecular function: transmembrane transporter activity. Gene Ontology annotation, cellular component: membrane. Lineage: Eukaryota; Fungi; Basidiomycota; Agaricomycetes; Agaricales; Mycenaceae.